Molecule: messenger RNA, 381 nt
Organism: Linum trigynum
Lineage: Eukaryota; Viridiplantae; Streptophyta; Magnoliopsida; Malpighiales; Linaceae
Source: the annotation of a GenBank genome assembly
AUGGGCGACCUUGGGGAGUUAAUCCUCGAAUUCUGGAUAGCACUCCCACAAGAAGGGAUAGGGUCUGAAACGCCCUCCUCCCAUAACGCAUCACAUGAUGCUGGCAAGACAAAUCUCCAUGCCUUCAUUUUACCUGUUCGCCGUUUUUUACUGGGUUGCAAUUCCAAGGCGGUCCUUUCUCCCAUCAGAGCAUCGCGCAACCUUAUUGUGGGGACGUCGAGCGAAGUCAGGCCGAUCGUUUGCCCGGGGAUUAAACAGCACUUUGCGCCGGUUACUUUGGCUGGAAGGGAGGGCCGAUUGCUGGUGUUCCCUAACUUGAUUUGCAAUGGCUAUUCUCAGGAUUCUCACACUACACCGGAGGAUGAUUUGGCCGGUUACUAG